UUAUAGGUGCCUUCAGCUUUUCCAGUAUAUUGACAUGUCUUAUAUCAAAGGUGACUUUUUGUUUUAACAGCUGAAAGCUGAUGUGGUUCCGAAGACGGCAGAGAACUUUAGAGCUCUUUGUACUGGUGAAAAGGGUUUUGGGUAUAAAGGAUCCACCUUUCACAGAGUGAUUCCUUCGUUCAUGUGUCAGGCUGGUGACUUUACAAACCACAAUGGCACAGGAGGAAAAUCCAUUUAUGGCAGUCGAUUUCCAGAUGAAAAUUUCAUACUUAAGCAUGUUGGACCUGGUGUUCUUUCAAUGGCCAAUGCAGGCCCCAAUACAAAUGGAUCUCAGUUCUUCAUUUGCACUGUCAAAACUGACUGGCUAGAUGGAAAACACGUUGUUUUUGGCUAUGUAAAGGAAGGAAUGGAAAUUGUAAAGAAAAUUGAGGGUUUUGGCACCAAGAGUGGAAAGACCAACAAAAAGAUUGUCAUUACAGAUUGCGGCCAGUUGUCAUAAACUUUUUCAUGUAGCUCAGGGGAACUUGGAUGCUGUGAAGAAAAAUGAUGAAGAAAGUAUUUCUGAUCUCACUUGGGGUCAUUUAAUUGCUGAUGUGAAACAUUCUUCCGAUCGUUCAGUAUGAUUGAAUAUACCCUGAUAAAAGUAGAAAUUUCAGACAUUCUAACAAAGAUCUCUGUACCUUAUUAUAGAACAGAGCUAGAGGGUUCAUAUUUUUUUUAUUUUAAAAUGGGUACAAGUUAAUAUUUAUAGAUUAUUUAUAAAUGAACAAGAGAUCUUAAAUUAUUAACUUUUUAAAAUAACCUGGUAUCAUAGCAGUUAUCAGGUCAAGCUUGACAGUGUGCUGAACUUCAAUUAUCCAGUGCUGUACAUGACAGCAAUAUGAACACCAAUUUUGCCAUAACUCAAGAACUGUAAGAAGUCUGUCACAAUUAUCUUGUGGUUGACCUGACUACUAGCAUGAUGAGUGCUUGUACCCUUCUCUGUUUCAAAUAAAUGUGAAUUUAGCAUUCUGUUGAUUAUAGUGAGGUGCUAUGAAAAAUUAACUUUUUCAGGCAUUCGGAUGAGUAAUAUAGUAAAGUAUAGUGUCAUUAUUUUCUCUUAAGUGGGGAUCAAAUGGAUCAAAUUCUGCAUUAAUUUGAAUUAAAGAUUGCCAUGUUUCACUGAUAUUUCAGUUCUGCCUGGAUGCAAGCUCAGUCAUGUUGAAUGUGCAUGCACAGGUUAACAUACUGUCUCUGUAAUAGCAAUGGUUAGAAUGUCCUUUCUGAAGAAGAGAGCCAAACUUGCAGUGCAGCUUAAAUCUGUGGAAUUGAUGACGGGUUUUCUUUUUUUUAUUCCUUCUGUUAAGAUAUUGUCUCAAAAUUAAUUGAUUGAAAUUGACUUCUAAACUUACUAAAUGAGUUUGGGUUGUAAGAACAUCACCAUCACUCCUCCUAGUUUGCUUGAUUUUUUAAAAACCACAAAUCAACCAAAACUGAUCAAUGGAGGCUUCCAUAGAGCAACUGUGAACUAACUUGAAAUUCAGUUCUAUUCUGAAACCACAAUAUGCCAUGACCUUCCUCAGGACAUACAUUUCUUUGUGUAUUCAGGAGUGUACCUACUCAUUCAAAUGGCAAAUACGCUUUGCUGAUUUCGUUUGUUUUGUUUUAUUUUUGAUCUGUUGACCCUGCAGAGCCAACUGAGUUUGGGACAUUAGGUGGAUUCUGUCUUCCAGUGCAUCAUCAUUAGAAGUAAAAAUCAGUCACUCAAGGGUCAUAUGGGGACCUAAUCGGAUCCAUGCUCAUUAUUGCUGGGGCUGAUGCUUCAAAAGGAAAAAUCCGUCUGGAUUGAUAAGGGUAGCAAGGGUUUGUAGGGUUGGCUGAAAGCAAUUGCAGCUGUUUUACUUCACCGGAACAUCUGGUAUGGACUCAUUGAGCAAUAAUGAACAACAAACCUUGCAAUGCUGUCUUUAAGAAUCUCUUUAGCCGCUAAAUACAAAACUAUUGGGAAAUUACAUUGGUACUUGGUAUGAUAAUUUUAUUAAUUAGGAACA
Messenger RNA from Gavialis gangeticus (Gharial), 2030 nucleotides. RefSeq names its product peptidylprolyl isomerase F (gene PPIF). The transcript is spliced from 5 exons. Bases 182 to 499 code for a protein of 105 amino acids. Gene Ontology annotation, cellular component: mitochondrion. NCBI's taxonomy places the organism in Eukaryota, Metazoa, Chordata, Crocodylia, Gavialidae. Gene Ontology annotation, molecular function: peptidyl-prolyl cis-trans isomerase activity. Gene Ontology annotation, biological process: protein peptidyl-prolyl isomerization; cellular response to hydrogen peroxide; regulation of mitochondrial membrane permeability involved in programmed necrotic cell death. The record is from RefSeq and is a predicted model, not a curated record.